ACGAUCACGUUGCAAAAGCAAAUUCAGAGCAAACUGACAACAGAGCGCUUUAGUAGUGAAAAUGGCGGCAGGUGGGAAACGUGUUUCGUGCGGUCUGGAUUUUGUCUCACCUUCUGAUAUUACUAAUGCUCUGCAAAUCGCAACAGAAGCCAAGUAUGACUUCGCCGCAAUGCCCAUCGCCCAUCCAAGGCACAAAAGAGAUUUCUCGGGAAAUUCACAAGCCAGGCGACUCACGGCGUUCACGCGAGCCGAUUUGAUACUCAAUAGCUCAGACUGGAGUACUCUGAUUGUAGGAAAAAUUUCACCGCACAUUGAUUUAGAUCAUGAGGACAGGCUGUUGCGCCAAGAAUCUGAAAACAUGCUUGAGCAGGAAUUGUCGUUUGCAGGCCACUUGGGUCUGCCUGCUGUCCUUGCUCCGUUGAGAAAGAAUAACACAAACUUUGCCAGAGUGCUACACAACAAAGUGUUGGUGUCUCCUUCCAAUCAAGCUAGGUACCAUGUGUGGCUUCACCUCCCUAUGAUUUCCCCUAAAACUGAGUCUAGUCAAUUUGAGCGGGAAGUGAAAGAGGAAGACACCGAUGAUACAUGGCACUGGUGGAACAAUUUUCGCAGCACUGCUAAUUUUGAGAAAAAACUUUCAUUAGCCUUAGAGCUAACUGCUGAUCUGCCAGAUAGUGUUGACAUAGAUCGCUGGCUGGGUGAACCCAUUAAAUGUCUCGUAGUUCCGACUCAUCUAUUUAUGACCAACAAGAAAGGUUUCCCCGUUCUUCCCAAAUCGCAUCAAGUGGCCAUUCGUCAGUUUUUGCGUCAAAAGACUCAAAUCCUCAUCACUGGAACUCAGCGCCAUCAACAUUACAAGCAUUAUCAGCAGUAUAUGGAGCAUUUGUGGCAAGUUGGGUAUGAAGCAGACCCAGUUAUGCAAUUUGCACAAGGGUAUGAAGACUUUCUCCAGUUCCCGCUCCAACCUCUUAUGGAUAAUCUCGAAUCCCAGACCUACGAAGUAUUUGAAAAGGAUCCAGUAAAAUAUACUGAAUACCAGAGAGCUAUGUACCUGGCUAUUCUCGAUAAAGUCAGCUUAGAGGACAAAGACUCGAAAAUAAUAACGUUGAUGGUUGUUGGAGCUGGACGGGGACCGUUGGUUCGAGCUGCAUUAGCUGCCGCAGAGAAAGCCGAUCGUAAAAUUCGUGUGUACGCAGUAGAGAAAAAUCCCAAUGCCAUCGUCACACUUCAAUGCCUAGCCGAAGAAGAAUGGGGAGACCAAGUCACCAUCGUUUCUUGCGACAUGCGUGAUUGGGAUGCUCCUGAGAAGGCAGACAUCCUAGUCUCAGAACUGCUCGGUUCGUUUGGUGAUAAUGAGCUUUCGCCUGAAUGUCUUGAUGGCGCCCAAAAAUUUUUAAAAGAUGAUGGCAUCAGCAUUCCAAGCAGCUAUACUUCUUUUCUUGGACCAAUCCAGUCUUCCAAACUGUACAACGAAGUUCGAUCCUGUCGUGAGCGAGACAAACCGUAUUACACUUCUUUUGAAAUGUCGUACGUUGUGCACUUCCGUAACAGGACAGAACUUGCCGAACCUCAAGCCUUAUUUACAUUCACGCAUCCCAACCGAGAAACGCCCAUAGACAACAGGCGUUAUGAAGUACGCAAUUUCCCCAUCAAAUGUGAUUCAGUGCUACAUGGGUUCGCAGGUUAUUUCGAGACUAUUCUCUACAAGGACGUGAUGCUUUCUAUCAAUCCUGCCACGCAUUCGCCUGGCAUGUUCAGUUGGUUCCCUGUUCUUUUCCCUGUUCAGAACCCCAUCAAUUUGAAAAAGGGAGACAAUCUUGAGAUUCACUUUUGGCGCUGCGUUAAUCGUACCCACGUAUGGUAUGAAUGGUGCGUGACGAAACCUCUAGCCGGUGCCAUACACAACCCAUUGGGUCGUUCCCACAACAUUGGCCUCUAAUUAUUACUUCCAAAACUAAUCGUUGAUGCCUACUGAUUCCACUCAUUUCGAGUUCUACCCAUUGCCGUUAUGGGACGGAAUACAAGGAUUUUCCAAGUG
Molecule: messenger RNA, 2038 nt
Organism: Daphnia magna
Lineage: Eukaryota; Metazoa; Arthropoda; Branchiopoda; Diplostraca; Daphniidae
Gene: csul
Product: protein arginine N-methyltransferase 5
Exons: 10
Coding region: 62-1939 (625 amino acids)
Biological process (GO): regulation of DNA-templated transcription; peptidyl-arginine N-methylation
Cellular component (GO): cytosol; nucleus
Source: RefSeq, a predicted model, not a curated record